This is a messenger RNA of Paramecium primaurelia, 515 nucleotides long. The record is from the annotation of a GenBank genome assembly. NCBI's taxonomy places the organism in Eukaryota, Ciliophora, Oligohymenophorea, Peniculida, Parameciidae.
AAAUGGACACACAACAAGAUCAAUAAUUAAAAAAGAAUCAAUUGAAAUUCCCUGUUUCUAAAGUGAAAAAGAUUGUAUAGGAAAAUUAAGAUGUUGGUAAAAUCAACAAUGUAGUUCCUUAUGUAUUAAGUAUUACUUGAGUGUUAUCGAAAGCAAAAUCACUUGAAUUAUUUUUAUCAGACAUCCUUUCAAAAUGCAAAGAAACUUUGAAAGAUAGGAAACUCAAUAAAGCCACACCUGGUUUAUUGUAAAAAUGAUAUUAAAUAAAAGGAAGAUAGUUUUAUAGGAAUCUCAAUACGAUUUCAUGAAGGAUUAUGCUUCAAAAUUACCUGAUUUGGAGGAAAGUAAAAAGAAGAAAAAAGGUUUACAAUUAGAUGAAUAGAGUGAUGAAGUGGUUAAGAAACGUAAAGGGAAUGAUGAGUUUGAAAAAGUAGAAAAGAAAGUAGGAGGACGAAAAUCAAAAAGAGUUCGAAGAUAAUAAUCGGAUGAUGAUUAUGAUGAAGAUGAUUGAAUUU